AUGUCUGCUCCUAGACCUCCUCAAAUUCCUCCUAUCAUGACUGAAACCACCUUGACCGUCGAAGAGCUUCCUCCAGAACAGAGUCCCCGCGUCAGCGACAUGGCACUCUGGGGAGACUCGACUCCGUUCUAUCAAGUCACGGUCACGGCUGCGUCUAACCUUGCAAGAAACCUCGUCCGUACAAGCCCAGUGUUUGGUCCUGUCCGUUCUACUACCGACGGCAAUACAAACAACAACAACACCAAUGGCAAUAGCAAUGCUGAGACCAACGACGCUGGCGAGAACCCGGCUACUCAAGCUGCAGCAGAAAGUCGCCGUUGGAUCUCCACCGGCAUUCUUGUCGCUACGAUGAACAUGAUCGCCAUCGGUAUUAACAGCAUGAUCGGUGUCAUGAUGCCUUCUAUCCUCUACAAUCUGGACGUCCUCGGCUUUGAAUGGGUCUUUUCUGCUUCUGCCAUUGGCGCAGCUACAUGCAUUCUCUUCGCCGGUCAACUCUACACCGUCGCACCUUUCAAGGCCGUCUACAUCGUCUUCACCACUCUCGUCCUCUUCGGCACCGUCUCUGUAGGCUUCAACACCAACAUGGCAUACAUGUACUGGACGAGACUUGUCUUUGGAGCAGGAAUAGGUGGACAGCAACUCGGAGCACUUCUCUUUCUCGAACGAGGCAAUACGUUCAUGGACAAGAUCCGCCGAGACUUCUACCUCACUCUCAGCACCUCGUUCGGCAUGAUUCUCGGUCCGGUCUUUGGCGCACUGUUCGUCCACAACCGCAGCUUGUACAACUGGGCGUUCUACACCGCAUUCAUCCUCGGUACCAUGUUGUUCGUCGGGCUGGCAUACCUUCUGCCGAACAAGAUCACCAUCGUCGGCUCUGCACACUGGGCGUACACCCACGAAAUGGCCGGAGACCGAAUGUACCGUCGCGUGGAUCAACCGGGCUGCAUUUUCAGCUCCACCAGCAUCUUUGUCCUGUUCAUGGCAUUCAACUUCGCCGGCACGGUGUUUCCCUGGACCGACGGGAACCUCAUCGCCCUGUUCGGCCUCGGGUUCGGCUUCCUACUUCUCCUGAUCGUGCAGCAGUACUUCAAGAUCCUGUCGUCGUCCGUCACCCAGGCUUUCCCGACGCACUACCUCCGCAGCUUCAAGAAGACGGGCCUGUUCCUGGCCGUCUUCCUCACCGCGGGCAUCUUCCAGACCGUCAUGCCAUACACUGCGUUCUACCAGCUCGUCACGCAGCCCGAACCGUCGACGAUCCCGACGGCGUUCUAUCUCAUCUUCAGCUUGACGGCGCCAUUCGUGAUCCCCGCCAUCAUCGUCCACGUCCACAUCGGCGGCGGCAUGGUCGCCAGAUACCCGGUGUGGCCGAGCUACUCGGUCUGGACGCUGAUCUCGUCCGUCUUCAUCCUCGCCGGCUCCGUGAUCUUGUUCAUCGACACUCCACGCAUCUUCCCGUCGGGCCUGCCGCCCACCGUCGCGCGUCAAUUCGCACUGGCCUGCGUCGGUUUCUGGUCUUCGGUCGUCCUGCCCAUCGCCAACCAAGUCAUGGACAUCUACCAGCCCCUCGCGGGCCAGCACCACCCGUUCCACAACCGCGUGUUCGUCCUGUUCGGCUUCUGGCUCGGCGCCGCCGUUGCCCUCACCGCGUCCGGCUCGAUCUUCAUGCAGCACGGCACGGCCGCGCUCCUGGCCCUCCUGCGGAGCCCGCGCUCCGAGUACCGCUUCCGCGCCGGCUACGAGGACGCGCAGGUCCUGAUGCUCGGUUACUCGUUUGUGCGCUCCGGCACCGAGAGCAUCUUCGCGCAGAGCAUCGCGGAGCUCGAGAACACCUUCGCCCUCGCCUUUGGCCCCGUCCUCGUCUUUGCCGCUUUGCUUUUCCUCCUGGCCGUCGCCAUGGUCGUCAAGAAGAAGUGCGACGGCGGCCUGGGCGCCGUGCCCAAGGAGUGGACCGUCCAGCCGGACGGCACCCCGGGCACGGAGCUCGAGGAGCGUGGCGUUGGUGGUGGUGGUGGUGCCAGUGGCGCCCGUCCUCAACAGGACGAGGCUGCCGUUGAGGGAGACAACUGGCCCUUGAGGGCUUAG
Exophiala spinifera is the source of this 2082-nucleotide messenger RNA. RefSeq lists its product as uncharacterized. The transcript has a single exon. The coding region runs from base 1 to 2082 and encodes 693 amino acids. Gene Ontology annotation, biological process: transmembrane transport. The record is from RefSeq and is a predicted model, not a curated record. Gene Ontology annotation, molecular function: transmembrane transporter activity. Lineage: Eukaryota; Fungi; Ascomycota; Eurotiomycetes; Chaetothyriales; Herpotrichiellaceae.